Juglans regia (Persian walnut) is the source of this 867-nucleotide messenger RNA. RefSeq names its product cuticle collagen dpy-7-like. The record is from RefSeq and is a predicted model, not a curated record. Gene Ontology annotation, molecular function: metal ion binding. The transcript has 3 exons. NCBI's taxonomy places the organism in Eukaryota, Viridiplantae, Streptophyta, Magnoliopsida, Fagales, Juglandaceae. Bases 181 to 693 code for a protein of 170 amino acids.
GCUGCACAGCGCACGCAGAAAUACAACGUGGGAAACUGUUUUCCGAUCCAUCCUGCAUCUUUAAAUUGGCAAUCUCUGAGCAUUCUGUUUCGCAGUUUCACUUUAGUGAAAGUAGAGUAGUAGUGUUCUUCCUGCAAUCCUUUGGUUUCGAUCAGGUUGAUCAAACCCGAACAUACAGCAAUGGGUGAAAAGGCCACAGAAAUGUAUCUGAAGGCUGACCUGCAGUGCUGUCAAUGCUACAAGAAGGUGAAGAAAAUUCUAUGUAAAUUUCCUGAAAUACAUGACCAGAAAUUCGACGAGAAGAAAAACUUGGUCACAAUCAAAGUUGUAUCCUGCUGUCCUGAGAAGAUUAAGAAGAAGAUCAUCUGCAAGGGUGGAGGUUGCAUUCAGUUUGUUGAGAAAGGGCCUCAAGGGCCUCCCGGGCCUCAAGGGCCUGCAGGACCACCUGGGCCUGCGGGACCACCUGGGCCUGCGGGACCACCAGGGCCUGAAGGGCCUCAGGGACCUCGAGGGCCUCCAGGACUAUGUUAUCCAGUUGGACAGGUCGUUUAUCCAUUCUGUACUUGUGGUUGCGGAGGGACACGCCCAUGGUCGUGCAGGCAACCGUAUCCUAGUGUCUGUCAUAUGCCUUCUAAUGUGAGCCGUUAUGAGUACUGCAGUGGAGGAGAUUCCACAGGAUGCACAACCAUGUAAACGUAAGGUGGUCAUCAUCGUGUCUCUUACAAUAUUAAAAUAAUUUAUGUGUUCCCGCGUACGUACGUGUUAUGUAAGAGACAUAUUAAUAUUACCCAUGAAAUCUUGUACGUCCAUUUAAUGAUUUGAAUUAUGUAUAUGAUUGAUCUUUAAUAUAUAUUGAUCUCGUGCUGC